AAUGGCUCUUUGCAUUAACUGUUUUCUGCAGCCCCUUCUCGUGUGCAAAGCAAAACGUAUCGCACUGCCACUGCCAACGAAUUCCGACUAGAGUGAGAGGGAAAGAGAGGGAAGAUCGGAUUGAAGGGAAAUCUCCCGUAUCAAUUUGAACGACGGAAAAACAGCACAAAAGCGGGCAGGGUGACAUUUUCUACAGCCAUUGGAAGAGAAACCUUCCCCUUGCAUCGCAAAUGGAGCUACCCGCCGCGGGAGAGCACGUCUUUGCGGUGGAAAGCAUCGAGAAGAAGCGGAAUCGAAAGGUUUGAAAACACUUCAAAUAUAUGAUUGCUCAAUAUCCACAAACAGGGUUCUUUGUUGUCGCUAUGCAAUAUAUUGCGUAAUUGAUGGAAGUAAAUUAUGUUGUUGUGUUUUAGCAGAUAGCCUAUAAUUUCAAAGAACCGCUUAUAAUCAAAUUAACCAAUAUGUUCUCUCAUCUCCUUACAGGGGAGGAUGGAAUACCUAGUCAAGUGGCGAGGAUGGUCUCCAAAGUAAGUUAGCUUUUAAAAUACUAUAGCCUACUUUAGUACUACCAUAGUAAUGCAAUUUAAUAUUUAAAGUUUUCAAGUGUGUGUGUGUGUGUGCGUCUGUGUGUGUGGCGCGUUCGUCUUUGCGCUCGUUGAAGCCAAUGUUUGAUUCGAUCGAUGGCGCUUAGGAUGCCAUCACUAAUUUAUGUAUGUUAAGGAGAUAUUAAGGUAACGUGGGGUAACUAGCCCCCCCCCCCCCCAACCAUUUUUUGUAGUAAUUAACUCUUAAAAGCUCAAAUCUAGGUAUCUUAUUUAAAUUAAAUAAAUUAAAUAUUGAAACAAAAUGGCAUUGCACAUCUCACUAUUAAUAUCAUCACUAUGAUGAGGUUUUGAUGUAUAUUCCCUCUUUUCAUUUUCACACCAAAUCAUGUCCAAAUCAUCCUAAAGUAUAAAACAAAUGACUGUGUAACUCAAUGAAGUUAUAUGUAGAUGAUUUGGACAUGAUUUGCAUAUAUGCUAAUUUAGGUACGAUUGACUUGCAUUGGAUUGCCCUAAUGUUAUAUCUACAAAAAGUGUAUAGAUCUAACUUAAUUAGAAUAUAUAUGUAUGUUUUUGGGGGGGGGGGGGGGGGGUUACCCCUGGGGCUUCGGCUUGUUACCCCACGUUACCCUAAGCACCCUCAUGUUUACAUGGUGUUACCCUACUGUUUUGCUUGUGUUGACUUUGUGAAGUAUACUUCCUAGCAAUUAUUAACACUUUAUAAUGACCUAUUUCCAGAGUAUAGGCUACACUUCGCACUUACUUUAUUACAAAUGUAUCAAUAAUAUGCAUAAUGUUUAUGUUUUGAUAUAGGCCUAUUUGGUCAAGACUGACUGCUAACUGUUAACAGCUAAACUGAUUACAAAAGUUGCCUAGCUACUUUACAACGGAUUCUGUCUGCAACCAAGCGGAUUACGGCCACAUUUGAUAUAUGGUUGUAGUUUGGUUGAUAGAAGGCGACCUCUGUUGAUAUUAAUCUCUCUCUCUCUCUCUCUCUCUCUCCUACUUUCUGUCUAAAUAGAUAUAACACGUGGGAACCAGAAGAAAACAUUCUCGACCCGCGACUGCUUGACGCUUUCCAAAACAGGUGAGCUUGACAGACUCGAUUUGACGUGCCGACCUUGUGUAGUCAAUGGGGGUGGGGGGCGCUGCUCUGUGCGUGUGCGUUUGUAGCGAGCGCACCACUAGCGCACCACUUCUAUCUCGUGGUGUGCAUAAAAUGUAGGACAUUUUUCAAGGCCCUAAAAAGGAGAUGAUGCAAUCACAAGUGUUAUUAUUAUUAUUAUUUUUUAAAUCUCAGUAGGCCUACACAGUGACCACACAAAUCUGAUUGAAAACAUUUUGGAAUGAUUGGAAAGAUUGCGUAUGACUGGGUAACAGUUACAAUUUCGUAGUCGACCAUAUUGGACAUUGAAUUGUCCCUAUGUGAUAUUCUUAGGCCUAUAAUAAUAGAUUAAUUUAUUUUAAUUUGCCCAUACCACAAUAGGCUAUCAUCUUUCACAGGCUUUAUGUAGACACCAGGGCCAAAUAUUCCUUCACUGCAUGCUUUGUCUUGUCCCCCAUCCCUGCUUCAUCUCCCCAUGUAUUGGAUUAUCAACAUUAGAUAGACAAAAAGCGCCCUAGGCUUCUAGUGAUAGGCGAUAUCACUGUAACAACCGUAGAAGCAUCCGCUUGAAGACGCCCGUGUGCCUUUUCAAGAUGCCUGGACAGGCGUUACUGUUAACCGGUAAUUGCUAAACCUCCCGUGGGGUUUUUCUGGACGUGAACGCACAACUACAACUGCACUAUGGCGCAAAAACCAUGCAGUGACUCGGCCUGUCGUCGGGUUUACUGUCAUUCUCUCACACCAGCUUGUAAAAGAGACAGGUCACUCAGUAGGGAAAAUGUUGACGGAGGGUGGUGUCUGUUUUCGCCAUUAUCUCUGUCUCUAAAUGGGAGAGUUUUUAUUGUAGCUAAUUGCGUGACUCUCCGGGGAGCCUCACCGGGCAGAGUACCAGGCUAUGAAAAUAUACUGAGUCGCCACCGUAAUUAGAUGUACGGGGAUUGACAUCAGUACUCAUUGGGUAUUGAAUUACUGCUCUUGAGAAAGGCAUGGAAAAUAGUGGGCUAUAGGAAAAUUAUCCUAUCCACCAGUUACAUAGUCUAUAGAUGUGUAGUUCAUUCAGGCCCUGAAUUUAUUCCAUCCUUAAAUGGAUUGAAUGUUGAACUAGAAAACUAUUAAUUCCAUGUAGAAAUUAUUUUGGAGAAAUGCAGAUUUAGUGAGGCCUAAACCAUACCAUAUUUGACAGCUAAGUAAUGAGAAGGACUUUGAUAUGCAGCAACGCCUGUAGCCUGUAGGCCCUACACUACAUAAAGCAUGAGAUUUGUAAUUCAUGUCCCAUGGGUUCAGUUAGAGGAUCUAGUGGUAAACAUGGUGAUAUGACUGAGGGGUAUUCCACUGAUAUUUCAUGUCACCAAUUAGGAUUAAAUGGUGCAUGGGAUUUUCCCAUAAAUGACUGCAUUGCAUUACUGUAUUUCAUCAUUGUUAUUACCAUCAUCAUUGUAUUGUCAUUAGCAACCCCCAUAACAAAUCAGGCCCCUUUCAAUAAGGUUUGAAAUAUCAAUGAAAUAUCUCCCCCGCCGCCUAAUUGUGUUACAUUAUGUUGUUAACUGCUAAAUAAUGGUGUUUUCUGUCUUUCACAGGGAGAGAUACGAGCAGCUUAUGGGAUAUCGCAAAAGAGGGCCAAAGCCAAAGCACCUGAUGAGCCAGGUGAGUCUUCACAUAUUUUGGAGUGGACAAUUAACUCCUUGAUUACUAUACAUUUGAUCAAAUAAAUGUUACUAUAAGAGAUUUUGAGUACAUUUUUGCCAUUCCAGCACUAAGGCCAACACAUUCCUUAAUUGAGAUGGGCUUUAUAAGAUUUCUAAGUCCUUUAUAAGACUACAGAAUGGAUGUUAAAAUCUGAUCAUAUUUUAAAGCAGGAGUAUGAUACUAGGAAUUACUGUCAUAUAGAUUAGGGGCACAUGCUGUUGAUAGGAUAGGGAUAGACUGGGUAGAUUAGGUUUCCAAAAUGUCUUCAAUCCUAAAGCAGUGACUGAAAAGUAAAUCUAGACAUCAAUCACAAAUACAAAGGGAAAAAGGAACCCCCUCUAGGUAGUGUUUGUUUGUCUCAGGACGGUGUUGGUGGUAACACAUAGGAUGAAGUCAGUGAUGGGGCACAAAGCAGCCUAUGGCAUUACUCAGAGCUUUGGUCACAGCGGCUAGAGGAGCCACUCUGAAAUGUCACUGAUGGCCAGGAGGGUAAAAUAUGUAUGAAAGGCCUUCACAGAUCUAAACACAAGUUUAGAACUAAACCCAAGUUUAAGGCUCAGGACUCACUCAAAGGUCAUCUAGAGGACACCAUUUGAUGAUAGCAUUUUCUAACCUUCAUUACAGAGAGAAAGUCAGUCAGAUGGUCAUGUCAACAAGUCCGCUCUAUCUGUUACCUAACAGCUGUGUUUUUCUCAGGUCCCGUCCUUCGCCCGGAGAUCCAGCGUCCUCUCAGGCCUUCAGGAGACCACCCUGGACGAGGACAACCGCCAGAAAGUGGACCCCAUCCAGACACUGCGCUCGCAGACCCAGCAGUACCAGCUGAACAGCAAGAAGCACCACCAGUACCAGCCCCUGCUGGCCAAGGAGAGGGAGGCAGAGCAGCAGGCCAACGGAAAGAAGAAGCUCUACUACCAGCUCAACAGCAAGAAACAUCACCACUACCAGCCUGACCCCAAGAUGUACGACAGCACCCAGUGCCUAAAGCCCAGGGAGGCCACCAAACCUCCGGAACUGCCCACCAACCGCGGCUGGAACCUGCCUCCCGCGCUGCAGCAGAAGUGGGUCCGGGACAAGGACUCUGGCUGCCUGAGCAAAGUCAAGGAUAUUACCAUGGAGCUAAAGAAGCUUCCGGCUCACCUCAACGGCCACAGUGGCGAAUCGGUGCAGAGCAAGGCCACGGCCAAAGAGGACGCACCGCUGUUGAAGGCCAACGGUGUCAGCGACAGCAAACUGAAGAUCGUCAAGAACAAAAACAAGAACGGACGCAUCGUCAUUGUCAUGAGCAAGUACAUGGAGAACGGCAUGCAGGCAGCAAGGAUUAAAAACGGAGAUGUGGAAACCCUUGACAAACCGCAGCCGGACAAAGAUGAUGAUGCUGCAGGAAAUCACCUUGAAAAGAUGAGACUCGUCCAGAAACUGGGUCUCACCAACGGAUUCACGAAAGACUGCAACAAAGAUGUUAAGUUACACGUCCGCAACUCAGGAUCUAACGGAUCUAACGUAUUUAAGUGUCCUGCUGAGAAGGUCGACUCACCCAAAAUGGAGCUUAGUGCGACAGAACAGGAUAAACAUUUCAAUGUCAGGAGUCAAAAGGAGGCUACAGAGGAUCAGCCCCUGCAGCUGACCACCAAACCUAACCUUGCCCCUUGGCCCUUUGAGAUGAGGGUUCAUAGGAAGACUCAGCCAGGAAACGGCUCCUCUCCAGCCCUCAAACGUCACCUUUCGGAGGCAGACAAGGGCGAGGACCGGGGUGGUUGUAAACGGUUUCUAAACUCCCGGAGUAUCAGUGCACCCUGCACGGUGUCCUCACCAACUCAGAGCAACUCCAUGGACCAAAAUGGCCACCAUAGCCACAAUGGCCACCAGGACUAUGACUUCCUGGAGUCUAACCAGGACGAGCCCAUGGACCUCAGCUGUGUGAGGUCCAGAGGGGAGGCUCCAGUUCCCACAGAGACACAGGUGGCUCCUUCUGCUGAGGAGGAGAAGGCUGCAGAACAGACAAAACCGCCAUUGGCUAUCACAACAGAACAGACUGUGGAGGGGGAGCCUUUUCCUUCAUUCAAGCCUUUCCUUGGGAAUAUAGUCAUCACGGAUAUUACAACAAACUGUCUCACAGUGACAUUUAAGGAAUACGUUACAGUGUAACAAAGCUGAAAAAGAUGAUUUGAGGAUGAGGGAUUAACAGCAACUGUGUGAAUAUGUACAAAUGUAUGUUGGAACAUAUGGGUAUUUUCAGAUGUUUGAAUGUAAAUAAGAGCCCUUACAGUUUGUAUUUAGUGGGGUUGAGAUUCAUUUUGUUUCGGGUUCCCAACCCUUCUAUUAUUUGUAAGUACGUAGCUUUGGCUAUCAUUCUCUAAAUGAGACCAAGAUUUUUGUAAUACCUAAUGAUGUAAGCUUUUUCUAAUUGAGUUACAAACUACUUUAGUACAGGCUAUUUUGACAAAUGGUAUCAGGGCUCAGUGAAAAAGCACUUACUCAUGUAAAUAGUUAUUUACUUUUUAUAAAGGCUUUAUAUCCAUUUUGCUUUACAGUCUUUGUUUCAGGUCUAUAUAUUGAGAAAGAAAAAGUCUAUAUAUUGAUUAUUGGUAAAUUACACCCUCUUUCAGUAUAUUUGCCUGUGUGUGGUGUGUGUGCACGCAAGUGAAUACGUGUAUCUGUGCGUACAUGUGUAAUGAGGUUGCAAAAUGAUGGGCCGUGUGUGUGUGCACACGUAUGUGUGUGUGUGUUUGCAAGACAGGGAGAGCCAAACAAACAGGGCUUCCCAAGUCAAACUGCACAAGUCAAUGAAAGACCUUGGAGUUAACAUGUACUUUGCACUGUUGUAGGCUGGCUGAGGGGGGUGAAUGGCUGCUGUGAAGGGGCCUUAGCCUCUUAUCUGAUGGUAACGUUUAGGAAGAUAGAUAUUACUGUUUCAAUGAUUGUAAAUAUGUGAAAUACCCACUAAUAUCAUUCAUUCUCUGUAGCUCUGUAACAAUGUGGCAUUUUAGAUAUCAAUUAAAGUCCCAUUGACCAAGUUCUUUCUUCAAGACCCAUAACAUGGAUAUUAUUAAUUUGAAAACAAUGCUAUGUUUAUAAUUUACCCUAUUUAUUGUAGCUUUUCACUAUUAAUGUGAAACAUGAAGGGAAGUUUAAAAUUAUUUAUAUAGUAUUAACUUUAGAAGGUCUUGUAGGCCAA
Molecule: messenger RNA, 6508 nt
Organism: Coregonus sp. 'balchen'
Lineage: Eukaryota; Metazoa; Chordata; Actinopteri; Salmoniformes; Salmonidae
Source: the annotation of a GenBank genome assembly